Molecule: messenger RNA, 709 nt
Organism: Bombyx mandarina (wild silkworm)
Lineage: Eukaryota; Metazoa; Arthropoda; Insecta; Lepidoptera; Bombycidae
Gene: RpI12
Product: RNA polymerase I subunit RpI12
Biological process (GO): DNA-templated transcription; termination of RNA polymerase I transcription
Cellular component (GO): RNA polymerase I complex
Molecular function (GO): nucleic acid binding; zinc ion binding
Source: RefSeq, a predicted model, not a curated record
AUGUUUCCUUUGUCAAUUGUCAAACAGUUAAAAAAAUUAAUAAUGUCCACUGAAAGCCCGUUAUCAACUAGUACAGCGUUUUGUGCUCGCUGUGGGUCUAUAUUACCCUUGCUACAAGAGUUUGGCUCCGUGAAAUGCUACACUUGUAAAGCACAUUAUGAGGCUGAUAAUUAUAGUAACCUGAAAUUUCAAUACACAAUACAUUUCAAUACUAUAUCUGUGAUCACAAAUGAGAAUAUACUACAUACUGAUGGUCCUGAGGGUCCAGUUGUGGAGAGAAAAUGCGCAAAAUGCGGUUACGACAGAAUGUCAUAUGCAACUCUACAGUUACGAUCGGCCGAUGAAGGACAAACAGUUUUCUACACAUGUAUAAAGUGCAAAUACAAGGAAACUGAAAACUCCUAAAAGCUGCUUUAUACUAGUUUUAAGGUUGUCAAAGGAAAACUCGGCAAUAGAAUCAUUGUAUCAGAAUCACUUUAUGCAAAAAUCAGUUUUACUGAUUGUUUUAAAUUAGGUAAAUUUAAUAAGGAUUAAAAUUAAGCACCAUAUAACUGGUGCGUAAUUUUAAUUCCAUUUCUUGGAAUGAUAACUUUUAAACUGUAAAUUCUAUACUGAUUAAUCUUAAAAACCAUGUUUUAAAAAUUACAUGUAAUAGAAUCAAAUCUGAAUAAUUGAAAUUAUAAACAUUUGUCCAAAUGUUUUUUUUAUG